CCUAUAAUACCAAGAACCCUAAUCCCAGUUUCAUGAAAGCCAGGGAGAAAUGUCGAUGACCGCCCCCUCCAGGGACGAGCUUCUCGCGAUUGUCCGCAAGUAUUCGAGCUCUCUCGGCCAGACUAUCGCGCGCGAUGGGGAGGAGAGCGGGGAUUCGCACUUCUGGCAAGAAAUGCUGGACAUGUUCUUCGUCCGUGGUCUCGUGCAGUCGAAAACAACUAGCGACGAUCUUCUCUUCUUCGUGAAUUUGCUCAGCUUAGAAUUUGGCGGUGGUGGAUUCAAUGACGAGGGAAAAAUCUUCGCGGAGCCAUGCUUCGUGCGCCGAUGGCAACCACAGCUAAGUAAAGUUCUUGGAGAUAGAACACGGGAAGUGGACUGGAGACGAUCCUUUUAUCUCAACCUUGUAGUGCACACAACAUACACAUUAACAGUUUCGAUUUGUAGCCGAGAAGAGUUGCUUAGAUAUCGAAAUUCCUCCGGAAGUUCUCUGGAAUCCAUCUAUAAGAUCACAAAAAAUGUUUUUGCCUCGCCAAGCCGCUCAAAUUUUCAAACAAAGUCUUCAAAAGCUUCGGAGACGGUGUCAUCUUAUCCCGACAUUUACUUCUCGGUUGAUGAUCACGACGAUACGUUUGAACACCUGAUUCUUAAAAAUGAAGAUCAUUGUUACUGCGUUCUCCUUCACGCCACGGGAGGAGCGGCAUUUGGAUCCGGGAGACUUAUAAGAGGAAAGGAUGGUUCACGCUCGAGCGCAGUGGUGACAUUGUUUUCGGGAUUUGUAAGCUACGAAAUGGUGCGUUCCGCUUUUGAAAGUGGAAAAUUGAGCUUUGGAUUUUUACAUUUGGGAGGCAAGUCGGAGAGGCUUGUGAUGCGAGGGCCUGGUGGCCGUGGCGAAGUCGACGUGAUUGUUACAAGAGUACCAGAUCCCAGCGAGGAACCAGUCGAAGCACCAUCGCCAAUACCUUCGGAAAAGACUGGAGCAAAGCUUGGAAUCGGUACCAUCGUGCGAAAGGCGGCCGACGCGGCAAAGCACGCUUAUCUAGCUGCAUCGUCGGGGCCAAAUGAGGACUUGAUUCCACUCAGAUGCUCGCUUCUCUCGGUUUCACUCGACUGGGAGACACUAGCUCACGAUCUACUAUUUAAGGGCUUGUAAGCUUGUAUAGAAGCGAUGGUUUAGUCUCUCUGUGAUGUAUUCUCGAUCCAAAGGUACCAUUUUUCCAAAUGGUUUUCGAAGAAUUUGAGCUCCAACCCUUCCACGUCAGACGCAGCAUGGAUCUCUGCAUCGUCUCAAGAUCGGUACUUUCAGGAAUUUUCCAUCCUGCGUGUAUUCUGAGACCAGCGAGCAAUAAUCGAUCGUCGCCUCGGAGCGUUUCUCCCAGCAACACCCAAUCUUACCUCUUUGCCUAGGAGCUUCCAUUGUCAUCACCGAUCAAACUCUCCUAUGACAAUGGAAGCUGCCAGCGCCUUGCCUUGUGGCAUUGAGUGUCGCUUAACUCCAGUUCCGGAAGGCGCUCCACUCACCGACUUCACAGCGCCCACUAAAUUAGUUCUCUUAUUUAGUUGAAAAAUUGUUAAACACACAUUGACCUCUAACUAACUAAAAUUUGAUUAUAAAUAAUAACAAUUGUAAACUGCUAGAAA
Selaginella moellendorffii is the source of this 1638-nucleotide messenger RNA. RefSeq lists its product as uncharacterized. The transcript is spliced from 12 exons. The coding region runs from base 50 to 1150 and encodes 366 amino acids. NCBI's taxonomy places the organism in Eukaryota, Viridiplantae, Streptophyta, Lycopodiopsida, Selaginellales, Selaginellaceae. The record is from RefSeq and is a predicted model, not a curated record.